AACUGUCUCACUACUGGUGGGACUCUAGAAUGGGGAGGUCUGUCCAUGUAACAGCGGUGCGCUAAAUCCAAUGUAAAUUGGGACUGAUUCGACGCUUCUUUCUGUGAGCUGGUGAAUAAAGUUGUGAAGCUCUUCUGCCUGCUUCAAGUCAUUCAGCGCGGACGUGUAAUCCCCGCGUCAGGGCACAAUGGAAGAGGAUAACAACGUAUUCCCCGAACUGAAGGACAUAGAGACAAAAGUGGGUCGUAAAGUCCCCGAAAGUCUCAUUCGUUCACUUGUUGGAGGAAAACAUAAAGAGCAGCACGAGAAGUCCACGGCGACGCAUUUAGGGGACUGCAAGUUGUGCAGUAAUUCUGCGGACUUGAAAAGACUGGAGAGCAAAAUGCUGUUCCUGAAACAAGAAAUGGCACAUCUGCGAGCCAUUGAUGGGAAGCUGAUGCAGCAGCUGAUGUCUAUCAACGAGGGCAUCGAGUCCAUCCGGUGGAUGAUGGAAGACAAAGGAGGCGUUGCCAGCCAAGAGGGGAGCCUGACGGGCAGCUUGUACAGCCUGUCAGAUAGCCAGGACGGUACCUCACUGCGAGGCAGCUUUAACAGCUUGAAUGAUGGGAACAGUGACGGACUGGAUAGUCUGUCUGUGGGCAGCUACUUGGACACGCUAGCAGAGGACCUCUCGGACAACCCGUCACCAACAGAUCUCGACAGUUUUGUGGAUAAAUCAGUUAUCGACGGAGAUGCUUUCAGCAAGUCGCCUCUGAAACUCAGGGUGGAAUCAGACGAAUACUACUGCUUUGGAUAAUAUGAAGCUAAAACAUGGUGGUUGCAGAGACUACUGACUAACUCUGACAUAUUAACACAGCUGUCAGGUUAUUUUCUCACAUGAUUUGAAUUUUGUCAGUGUAGCGGCAGCAAAGAUGUUGGCAAGACUUAGAAAAUGACUCAUGACACCUUGAACCUUGAAACCAGUUUCCUUAAGUUGUAACACCAAGUCCUUAACACACCUCAUGAAACAAUUCCCACUUAAUGUCACACUAACCACAAUGAAACUUCUUAACAACUCUUAAUAUCUUAAUACUUUAUGAUGCAGGUCAAUUGAAUUUAAAGGGUGCUCUAUUUUAAACAAUUCUGUAUUUAUUUGGAGGUUUGCAGUACCUCAGCUAUUUAUUUUACAAUUAAUUAAAAUUACAUCCUAGCAAGUAAGGCGUGGAUGGAAGUAGCAACAUUAGCAGAACAGCAAAUGUCCUUCUUUAUCUUUAUAAAUGUUAACUUAACUAUGUGUUAAGUCAACCAUUAUAAACUGAUCCUAGUAAAGGAGUAGAUAAGGAUUUAGCUGCAAUUUGGAAAAUUGGGCAUUUAAUGCGGUGCGAUCGGAGAGAUUAACUAUUUUAAGUGGCGCAGUGAUAUGUUUAAGUGUUACACAGCCAGUGCAAUUUGUUUCCAUGCCAAAUCUUUGAGUGUUGCCGACUGUAAACGUUAAAGCUUUUGAUUGAUUUUUCUUAGACAUUUUGACUGACAUACAGAACCCCAUCCUGAAAAAGUGGUGUUUACAUGUACACAGAAGAGAUAAGUAGCACAUUCAAAACACAUAUGCUUGACUGAAAGACCAAAGCGAUUUGAUUGUCUUACAGAUAAUUUAUACCCGGGGGAGGGGGGGGGGGAACCCUAUGAACAGCAGAUGGGAGAUUUGUUGGUGUUGGACAUAUGUGGAACACGUUUGCUCUGUGGGCACAUUUUAAAUCUCUGUUGUAAAAAAAAAAAAAAAAAGAUUAAAU
Messenger RNA from Labrus bergylta (ballan wrasse), 1769 nucleotides. RefSeq names its product leucine rich adaptor protein 1-like. The record is from RefSeq and is a predicted model, not a curated record. Gene Ontology annotation, biological process: positive regulation of canonical NF-kappaB signal transduction. NCBI's taxonomy places the organism in Eukaryota, Metazoa, Chordata, Actinopteri, Labriformes, Labridae.